This is a messenger RNA of Ctenocephalides felis (cat flea), 637 nucleotides long. Its product is annotated as receptor-binding cancer antigen expressed on SiSo cells. The transcript has 4 exons. NCBI's taxonomy places the organism in Eukaryota, Metazoa, Arthropoda, Insecta, Siphonaptera, Pulicidae. The coding region runs from base 18 to 605 and encodes 195 amino acids. The record is from RefSeq and is a predicted model, not a curated record. Gene Ontology annotation, cellular component: secretory granule.
UAUUUUGGUAUUCUAAAAUGUCACUUUUAAUAACUAAGUUAAAGAGCUUAUUUUUAAUUAUAUUAUCGGCGUUCAAACGUGCUUUAUGUUGUUUUAGAAAAAGAAGACGAAAUUCUCAUUGUGAAUCAGAAAUAUUAACAACAAUUGGAAUAGUUCCUGCUUAUUCAAAUACAUCAGACUCAAAAACUAAACCAGAUGAGCAAAGUUGGAAUUCAUGGGAUGACAAACCAGUAACUAUACAAGAUCAUAUCGACAGAUACAGACAACAGAGAAAUGUUAUUAAAGAAGUUGCAUCAGAAACCAUUCCAGAUUAUUUUCAGGAUAUGACUCCUAGACUCACUCGACAGCCUAAGGUGUUAAUAGAAACUCAAAAUAAUUCUGAAACAAAUCAAGUAUCUCGUCUUGCAGUUUCUUGUGAUAUUCCAAUAACGACUGAUCUGGAAACUUGGGAUGAUAAUCAAAAUGGAUGGGAGGAUGAUAGUGAGAAUGCAAUGGAACUUUUACGUGAGAAAAGAAGACAUGAAAGACGUGAACAAUUAGAAAAAGGGCAACAAAGAAAAUAUGAUCAUGGGGCAGUAAUCACUUCCAAAAGAAGUGGAGCUUAAUAUAACAUAUGUUUGAUUUUAAUAUAAUUAAU